AUGGGCUCCGGGGGCCGGGCGCUGUCCGUGGUGCCGGCCGUGCUGCUGGCCCUCACUCUGCCCGGGCUGCCCGUCUGGGCGCAGAACGACACGGAGCCCAUCGUGCUGGAAGGCAAGUGCCUCGUGGUGUGCGACUCGAACCCGGCCACGGACUCCAAGGGCUCCUCUUCCUCCCCUCUGGGGAUCUCGGUCCGGGCGGCUAACUCCAAGGUCGCCUUCUCGGCGGUGCGGAGCACCAACCACGAGCCGUCGGAGAUGAGCAACAAGACGCGCAUCAUUUACUUCGAUCAGAUCCUAGUAAAUGUGGGUAAUUUUUUCACCCUGGAGUCUGUCUUUGUAGCACCAAGGAAAGGGAUUUACAGUUUCAGUUUUCACGUAAUUAAAGUCUACCAGAGCCAAACAAUCCAGGUUAACCUGAUGUUAAAUGGAAAACCAGUAAUAUCUGCCUUCGCUGGGGAUAAAGACGUUACACGUGAGGCUGCCACGAAUGGCGUCCUGCUCUACCUGGAUAAAGAGGAUAAGGUUUACCUAAAACUGGAGAAAGGUAACUUGGUCGGAGGCUGGCAGUAUUCCACGUUCUCUGGCUUUCUGGUGUUCCCCCUUUAG
Mesoplodon densirostris (Blainville's beaked whale) is the source of this 606-nucleotide messenger RNA. It is a transcript of the gene CBLN4, whose product is annotated as cerebellin 4 precursor. The record is from RefSeq and is a predicted model, not a curated record. The transcript is spliced from 3 exons. NCBI's taxonomy places the organism in Eukaryota, Metazoa, Chordata, Mammalia, Artiodactyla, Ziphiidae. The coding region runs from base 1 to 606 and encodes 201 amino acids. Gene Ontology annotation, molecular function: protein binding.